Molecule: messenger RNA, 1326 nt
Organism: Eucalyptus grandis
Lineage: Eukaryota; Viridiplantae; Streptophyta; Magnoliopsida; Myrtales; Myrtaceae
Product: alpha carbonic anhydrase 7
Exons: 7
Coding region: 242-1093 (283 amino acids)
Molecular function (GO): carbonate dehydratase activity; zinc ion binding
Source: RefSeq, a predicted model, not a curated record
AUGUUUCUUGCUCCGCAGCGACCAUUUUAAUUAGCUUCCCAAAACAUUGUCAGAUUGUCUUCUUCACGCUUACAAGAGACAAGUGUCUCGGCUUUGUCUCACCAAAACUCCCUACAACAAUCCAAACCUCUGUGUCUCCUUAUAAAGCUCAAGAACUCCCCCUCUGUCUUCCCUUAAUUUGUCCCCCAAGACCCAUUUGUUCUUUCAUUGAAACAUCUGUCGCAUCGCCGCGAAAAUUGACAUGAAGAAACAUAGCAAUCCCAUCCUCCUUUCUGCUUUUUCCCUCUUCUUUCUUCUUGCACCGUCGAGCGCUGCAACAUUAUCCACGGCCGGAGAAGUUGAGGAUGAGAGAGAGUUCGAUUACAUAGCCGGAAGCGAGAAGGGGCCGAAGCACUGGGGAGAGCUGAGGAAAGAGUGGGAAGCGUGCAAGAAAGGGGAAACGCAGUCGCCGAUCGACCUGUCGAGCCGGAGAGUGAAGGUGAUUCCCAAGCUAGGGGGGAUACAAAGGAGCUACAAGCCCAGCAAUGCGACCCUCAAGAACAGAGGCCACGACAUUUCUCUUCAAUGGGACGUGGGCAACGUUGGAUCAGUUAAGAUUAAUGGCACUGAAUAUUUUCUCCAACAAUGUCACUGGCAUUCACCUUCCGAGCAUACCAUUAAUGGCAGAAGGUAUGAAAUGGAGCUUCACAUGGUUCAUGUAAGCACAGACCCGAAUGUUGAGAACAAUAUUGCAGUCGUUGGACUUCUCUACAAGACUGGCCGGCCAGAUGCUUUCCUUUCCAAGUUAAUGGGGAAUCUAUGGUCCAUGGUUGACCAAGAGGGUGAGAGAACGAUGGGUGUGUUCGACCCAAGAAAAAUCAAGAUGGGUGGCAAGAGUUACUUGAGAUAUAUGGGCUCUCUCACUGUCCCUCCUUGCACAGAAGGUGUCAUUUGGACUAUCAACAAAAAGAUAGGCACUGUAUCAAAGGACCAAAUCAAGUUGCUCAGAGAGGCUGUCCAUGAUCAUGCGGAGAAGAAUGCAAGGCCUGUGCAGCCACUGAAUAGAAGAGAGAUUCACCUAUACCAACCAAAGGAAGCAGCAGCAAGAUAUUAACCAUUUUUUACAACUUUGAUUUAUCAUUAGGACCCUUGUAAACUAGAAGAGAAGAGAAGGUCGAUGUUCUUUAUUGGCAUUAGGGUUGCUUAACGUUACCCUACCUCAUAAUCAAGUAUCGACCUUAUAUAAUGGUCUUGUACCCAUCAAAACAUGAUCACGUCUAGACACGUAUGUAGAGCAAUUAUUUACCUCUGUUGAGUAUGGUAUGGCGAGAUCACCGAGUUUCCUCA